CCAUAGAGGGACGGAUGCAUAAACACACACACAUACAUAUUUACAGGCACGCUCGCAGCAACUCAUUUUGCCCAGCUCCAUGAAGAUGCUGCUCUUCUUCUUAUUUUCACUCUUCCAUUUCAACCCAUCGCUGAGCCUAAAAAUCUGCUCCUUCAAUGUGAGGUCUUUUGGAGAAACUAAAAUAGCCAGACCUGAAGUCAUCAAUGCUGUGGUAAAGAUCAUUUCCCGCUGUGACAUUAUGCUGCUGAUGGAAAUAAAGGACAGCAAGAACCGUGUUUGUCCUCUCCUGGUGGAGAAGCUCACCAGUCAGCUGAAGGGGCCAAAGGAGGAGUACAGGUACGUGGCCAGUGAGAGGCUGGGAAGGAACAGCUACAAGGAGCAGUAUGCCUUCCUCUACAGGCAAAAUCUGGUAUCGGUGAAACAAACCUACCAGUACCCUGACACACAGCCUGGGGAUGAGGAUGUCUUCUCCAGAGAGCCCUUUGCCAUCUGGCUGCAGUCUCCCAAAACCGCUGUCAGUGAGUUUGCUAUUAUCCCUCUGCACACCAAACCAGACACAGCAGUGCGGGAGAUUGAUGAGCUCUAUGAUGUCUAUUUAGAUGUCAAACAGCGCUGGAAAAUCGAGAACUUCAUCUUCAUGGGGGACUUCAAUGCUGGGUGCAGCUAUGUUCCCCAAAAGCAGUGGAAGAACAUCCGUCUGAGGACUUACUCCGAAUUCCUCUGGCUAAUUGGUGACAAAAAUGACACAACAGUGAAGAACAGCACCAGAUGCCCUUAUGACAGGAUUGUGGUCAGUGGACAGAAGCUCAUCCAGGCUGUGGUGCCACACUCUGUCAACAUCUUUGAUUUCCAGGAGGAAUUUCAGAUGACCCAGGAGCAGGCGCUGGGAGUGAGUGACCACUUCCCGGUAGAAUUCGAGUUAAAAGCAAAAGGUGGCUUUUUCAACUGGCUGAGAUCAAAGUUUUCAAGGAAGAGGAGACCAAAGAAGAGCCACUGAUUGAGAUCAUGAGCAUGCUGAGUCCUCCUACAUGGCAUGGAAAUACACAGAUGCCAACAGAUCUUGUGUAAGAGUGGUGUAGAAAUACUCACAGCAAGUGCAAUAUUUGGUGGGUAAAAAUCACCAAAUAUUCUGUUAAAGUUCAAAUAUUUUGAGUGAGAAGGUGAAUUAAACCUUCACACUGUUUUUCCUUCAUUGUAUAGAGAAACAAAUCAGCUAGAAGCAGCACACUGUACUUACUAUGCUGGUCACAAAUGUAAGGAGCUACUGCAGGGCUAAAACACUUCUGUGUGCUUUACCUGCAUCACCUGAAGGGCAGGGAGCUCCACAUGUUCCCAGGGGCUCUGGAGCUCUGCCAUUCCUCUGCAGGGCAGAAGGAUUAAAAGGACCUUUUUUAGCAUCA
This is a messenger RNA of Poecile atricapillus (Black-capped chickadee), 1400 nucleotides long. RefSeq names its product deoxyribonuclease 1 like 3 (gene DNASE1L3). The record is from RefSeq and is a predicted model, not a curated record. Gene Ontology annotation, biological process: apoptotic DNA fragmentation; programmed cell death involved in cell development. Gene Ontology annotation, molecular function: DNA nuclease activity. The transcript is spliced from 8 exons. NCBI's taxonomy places the organism in Eukaryota, Metazoa, Chordata, Aves, Passeriformes, Paridae. The coding region runs from base 80 to 997 and encodes 305 amino acids. Gene Ontology annotation, cellular component: nucleus.